GCAGAAAUAUCUAAAUAAACAGCUCCCUUCUUUUUUCUUUAUUUGCUCCUAAAUAAACAGUUCUGAUUUUCCAAAAUUCGUGGCUCUGCUCUGGGUCUCAAAUUUCGAAGCUUUGGUAGGCUUAGGUUUCUUGCUUAUAGCACAGUGCACAAGUUAAACCAGCCUUGAAAAAGCUGCGAUUUGCUCACUCUCAAAAUCCCUCCUCUAUCUAUAAAACUCUACCCGUCGCUCACAAUAGUUCCUCGCACUUUGUUUGCUAUCCAUCUUAUCAUCUUCUCUACCACGCAUAUAUACCUGUUAUUAUACUCUCUCUCAAAUGGGUGAGGAGCUAUCACCUACGUUGGUUGUGAGAGAGUUCGACCUGAAUAAAGACCGAGAGAGAGUAGAAACCGUUGAAAGGUCAUGCGAAGUUGGACCCAGCGGCAAGCUUUCUCUCUUCACCGACAUGCUCGGCGACCCAAUUUGCAGGGUCCGCCAUUCACCUGCUUUUCUCAUGCUGGUAGCGGAGAUUGGCGAAGAGAUAGUAGGAAUGAUAAGAGGUUGCAUAAAAACUGUCACAUGCGGGAAAAGAUUGUCCAGAAAUGGAAAAUACAACAACACUAAUGUGAAACAUGUCCCAGUGUACACCAGAGUCGCAUAUAUACUAGGCCUUCGCGUUGCUCCCAACCAACGUAGAAUGGGAAUAGGGUUGAAACUAGUGCAUAGAAUGGAGUCUUGGUUCAGAGAUAACGAUGCGGAGUAUUCUUACAUGGCAACGGAAAGAGACAAUUUAGCAUCCAUUAAACUCUUCACCGACAAAUGCGGGUAUUCAAAAUUUCGUAAUCCGUCCAUUCUUGUCAACCCAGUUUUUGCUCACCGAGCAAGGGUGUCUCCAAGGGUCACAAUCAUAAGUCUUUCUCCCUCAGACGCCGAGUUUGUCUACCGUCGCCAUUUUGCCACAACAGAAUAUUUCCCGCGCGACAUUGACUCAAUUCUGAACAACAAACUAAAUUUGGGAACAUUUUUGGCGCUCCCAAAUGGGUCCUACAGUGCCGAGACGUGGCCCGGCCCGGAUCUUUUUCUGUCGGACCCACCGCACUCCUGGGCCAUGGUCAGUGUGUGGAACACUAAGGAAGUGUUCACGCUCGAGGUGCGUGGUGCGUCGCGCUUGAAACGCACACUUGCAAAGACGUCCCGGUUGGUGGACCGGGCCUUGCCGUGGCUGCGGUUACCGUCGAUGCCGGACUUGUUUAGGCCGUUUGGGUUUCAGUUCAUGUACGGGCUGGGAGGCGAAGGCCCAGAGGGUGUGAAGAUGGUGAAGGCCCUGUGUGGGUUCGUGCACAACCUCGCUAUGGAAAAAGGGUGUAGUGUGGUGGCCACGGAAGUGUCCUCAAACGAGCCCUUAAGGUUCGGAAUACCCCACUGGAAGAUGCUGUCGUGUGAAGAUUUAUGGUGUAUGAAGCGGUUGGGCGAGGAUUACAGUGACGGUUCCGUUGGUGACUGGACCAAAUCUCAGCCCGGCAUGUCCAUUUUUGUUGACCCGAGAGAGGUCUAACAAGUCAACGUCCACCUUGCCUUUUUGGUUCUUUUGUCUUUUUCUCUUUCUUUCUUUCUCAUUCUGUAAGUAUUUUCUCAAAAUAUAUUAUCUAGUUAGGGUAGCGACUUGGAGGUGGGAAUGGAGAGAAUGAGGAAUAUGUGCAUUUAUUUUUAUUUUGCUAAGUUGAAGGAAUAUCCAUAUAUCCAUAUCCCCUCACCUUUUGUUGUUACGAAUUAGCUUUUUCGUAAAUGGACUUGGCUUUUCAUAUCCCUUUCCACCCAAACGCAACCGACGUUUCCAGUGUUAUUUACCUA
Glycine soja is the source of this 1830-nucleotide messenger RNA. RefSeq names its product probable N-acetyltransferase HLS1. NCBI's taxonomy places the organism in Eukaryota, Viridiplantae, Streptophyta, Magnoliopsida, Fabales, Fabaceae. The transcript is spliced from 3 exons. Bases 317 to 1534 code for a protein of 405 amino acids. Gene Ontology annotation, molecular function: acyltransferase activity, transferring groups other than amino-acyl groups. The record is from RefSeq and is a predicted model, not a curated record.